AUGGCGCGCUUGGAUCUAGGUUUCAUGGUCCCCAUCCUCUCCAGCCUCCUCUUGCUCCACCAUGGACGAACGUCGAGGGCGGCGCCCGAGCGGAGUACGGCGAGGAGGAGGGCGACGCCCGAGUGGAUGACGGCGAGGAGGAACGAGGGGCGAUGUGAAGAAGAGCAUCGACGUCGCUGUUCUCGUGAAGAAGUGUCAUCAGAAUUUAUAUUGGAAGAUGGCAACUGCAAUGGGAAAAGAACAAGAAUAUCUAGUGAUGCUGGCCAUGGCAUGACGGCUGCUGAUCCUUCUGAAAGGAUCCAGAUACGAAGUAUAGUUGCUGUCGAGAGGAAGUUCUAUUUUGAUAUGUCCCCAUCGAAACUUGGAGUUCUCGAGUUCCAUCCAGAGCCAACAUUUACCACACUAGAAUUUGAGAGGUUGCCCAUUGCAGAGUACUGUUGGGAAUCCUCGUCCCCUCAUCUGGUUGAAUCCCGUGGAAGGCUCUUUCUAGCUGUUCGGGCUCGAGGUCAUCAUCUGUACAAGAUGGAUUUCUCGAGACUUGCAUGGUCCACGGUGGAUGGUCUCUAUGACCAGGUAUUCUUCUUGUGUAGACUACAUUUCACAGCAUCAUAUUCUGCUUGGGAGCUUGGCUUGAAGCAAGGGAACAUAUAUUUCCUAGCGCAUGGUGAGGAUGGUGUGGUUCAACUGACGAAUGUUUUCUUCCCUGGAGACAAACAUAUGCCCGGCUCCACUUACUGUCCUAGGACCAUCGAUGAUUUGCCGGCUUCAUUGCUGGGUAUACACAGUGUGCUCACUAAAGCUUGUGGUUUUGCCAUCGGAAGUAGUUAG
Miscanthus lutarioriparius is the source of this 828-nucleotide messenger RNA. The record is from the annotation of a GenBank genome assembly. NCBI's taxonomy places the organism in Eukaryota, Viridiplantae, Streptophyta, Magnoliopsida, Poales, Poaceae.